This is a messenger RNA of Capronia epimyces CBS 606.96, 2004 nucleotides long. RefSeq lists its product as uncharacterized. The transcript has 2 exons. The coding region runs from base 1 to 2004 and encodes 667 amino acids. NCBI's taxonomy places the organism in Eukaryota, Fungi, Ascomycota, Eurotiomycetes, Chaetothyriales, Herpotrichiellaceae. The record is from RefSeq and is a predicted model, not a curated record.
AUGGGUGUCGAGCCUCCCUUCAUUUACGACCGACCGAGCACCUACACCUUCGGCAGCCCUACUGAACGUGGGUUCAAUCCCAAGGCUGCAACACACGCUUCUUGGACCCCGAAGCCCUCAAAGCCCAAGCAAGAUGGCCCUCUCAUCAAUUUCAAUCGGCAUCCCGACUCGUACAUAGUUGUUCCCUACGGCAAUCUUGAUGCCAAACCUAUGAACCCCAACACGAAGAAAAGAGUCACGCGGGCUCGCCAGAUUCAACUCUUCCUCCGAGUAUGCGCCCUGCUUGGAGCCCUGGGCAGUCUGUUCUGCGUCAUUGCCAUCAACAAGACCUCGUCCACCGUGGGAUGGAUCAUUCGAGUUGCUCCGGCCGUGUCCAUCUGCCAUACAGUCUAUGCCGUCUACCAUUUCUGCCGCGCCGCAACUGGCCGACCACCAGCAUCCACAGCCAGCUACAUGAUAUUUGCCGCCAUGCUUGACACGGGGCUGAUCCCGUUCUUCGUCUUUUCGGCCUGGCUGGCGCAUGCGGAUUAUACAAGCAAUGCUUAUGGCUGGAGCACCCUGUUCAACGAGUCAGCGCUCUCAUACAAGAUCAUAUAUGCCUUCUUCCUCCUUUCAUGCACCGAGAGUGGACUGAUGGGGGUGUCUCUCAUUAUCAACAUCUACUUGGCCAUCAAAUUCAGACAGAUUGCGAAAAUGCCCCCAGAUAUGAAUCCCCUUGAACCGAAUCUCACAUCAAGACAUAAACGGAACAAAUCGGAGCUCAUUACUCAGAAAAACAUGGAGGCGUCUGCAUUGGCAGCGAAGAGAGACUCGCAGGCUUCAGGGUUCAGAAGGGUGCCUUUCAUCCACACUCGGACCGACUCUGCAGACAGCGUCACUCUCUACGGGAGUGAGAAUGCUCGCGCGUCCAGGGCAGACUUCCGCAAAGAUCUGGAUGACAAUGGGAAAGAUCCAUGGCGAUGGUCCAGGACUUCGUCGCCGGAACGCCCCAAUUCGGCGGUGAACCCUUCUCCUACCUCGCGAGGUGCUGGUACAGGUUUGGACUUCCGCCCGGAGCGUUCUUCAGGGUUGGCCAAAGAGACAUCUCGCCCUUCGUCGUGGCUCUCAUACCUAGAUUAUGAAGGUGUGCCCAACGACUUGAGCGAGGGGGCUGCCGCUGAGCUCGACCACGAAGUCCGGCCUAUGUCUCCUGUCUCUGCGAUCUCCGCCCGCGAUGCCUCUUUCGAUAGGGCUCAAAACGAAAGAGAGAACUGGUACCAGGGCGCCGCGAGGAACAGCCAGACCUAUUUCCCACAAAACGGCAGUCAAACUCACCUACACCCGACCAACGCAAGCAAAGUCAAUUUGAGCCAGAACCUGACAGUGCCGAGUCCUCAGCCGCAACGAAAGCAGAGAAGCCGUGAUCCACUUGCCAUGAAUCCUCCCACUCCUACUCGCAUCCAGUACCAGGACGAGAACAACUAUACGUCGCCGAUGGAUGCGAGCGGAUUACCUGAUGCCAGCAGAGCCGCGCUGCUUGAUGCCGAUGCCAAUGUCCAAGCUCGACCAAAGAUGGGAUCCCGGCCAUCGAGCUUUAUCGGAAGUGGUGGGAAAGGUCGGUUCUAUGGUGAUUUGAGAUCGUCGAUUGGCUCUGUCACUUCCCAGGGCAACAAGAAGGACACGCAGGCCGCCAUGAAUGAAGUUGAAGAUAUAUAUCACCGAACGCGGACGAUGCAGACGGAAAGCGACUACAGCGCCAACUUCGAGGUUUAUGCAUCUGAGAGUGACGAUGAGAAGCUGAGUGCCAACAUUCUGCAAGUCUCGGCCAAGUCUCAAUGGAGUGGGGUCAGACAGACCUCGAAUUCCACAGCACAUGAUCUCAAUAGUGGGUAUGCGGGAUUGGGCACGGAGUUUGGCAGAGGAAUGGGUCGUCGACGCGACGUCAGUGGAAAGGUCGCAGAAGAAGGCCGAGCCUCGCCCACAAAGAAUGGUGCCGCUGGGUGGGAGAGAUUCAAGGGACUGUGA